This is a messenger RNA of Jatropha curcas, 1649 nucleotides long. The record is from RefSeq and is a predicted model, not a curated record. Lineage: Eukaryota; Viridiplantae; Streptophyta; Magnoliopsida; Malpighiales; Euphorbiaceae.
UCCAACGGCCAACAUUGCAUCUUCCACUUCCAUAUAAUGACCAGUUCAAUCUCCCCACCAAAAGGAAGAAACUGAUUUCGUAUUUCUCACACUCGUUUCGGUGCUGUCUCUAUCUCUCGCUUUCUCUGAAAUAAUAUCUCUUCUCUUUAAUUAAGACUAGAAGAUGGCCGAUAACGAGGAUAUUCAGCCCCUUGUCUGUGACAAUGGAACAGGAAUGGUCAAGGCCGGGUUUGCUGGAGAUGAUGCUCCACGUGCUGUGUUUCCCAGCAUUGUUGGUCGUCCUCGUCACACUGGUGUGAUGGUUGGCAUGGGCCAAAAAGAUGCUUAUGUUGGUGAUGAGGCUCAAUCCAAGAGAGGUAUUUUGACUUUGAAAUACCCAAUUGAGCAUGGUAUUGUGAAUAACUGGGAUGACAUGGAAAAGAUCUGGCAUCACACGUUCUACAAUGAGCUUCGUGUUGCCCCAGAAGAGCACCCUGUACUUCUAACUGAGGCUCCUUUGAAUCCCAAGGCUAAUCGUGAGAAGAUGACUCAAAUCAUGUUUGAGACCUUCAAUACUCCUGCUAUGUACGUGGCCAUUCAGGCUGUUCUAUCCUUGUAUGCCAGUGGUCGAACAACUGGUAUUGUGUUGGACUCUGGUGAUGGUGUCAGCCACACAGUCCCUAUCUAUGAGGGUUAUGCCCUACCACAUGCUAUCCUUCGUCUUGACCUUGCUGGGCGUGACCUCACUGAUCACUUGAUGAAGAUCCUCACAGAGCGUGGAUAUUCUUUCACCACCACAGCUGAACGGGAAAUUGUGAGGGAUAUGAAGGAAAAACUGUCUUAUAUUGCUCUCGACUACGAGCAGGAGCUAGAGACCUCCAAAACCAGCUCAUCAGUAGAGAAGAGCUAUGAGUUGCCAGAUGGGCAAGUUAUCACCAUUGGUGCUGAGCGAUUCCGUUGCCCAGAGGUGCUCUAUCAACCAUCCAUGAUAGGAAUGGAAGCUGCAGGCAUCCACGAGACCACGUAUAACUCCAUCAUGAAGUGCGACGUGGAUAUCAGAAAAGAUUUGUAUGGUAACAUUGUCCUUAGUGGUGGCUCAACCAUGUUCCCAGGAAUUGCUGACAGAAUGAGCAAAGAAAUCUCUGCACUUGCCCCAAGCAGCAUGAAAAUCAAGGUGGUUGCACCACCGGAGAGGAAGUACAGUGUCUGGAUUGGUGGGUCCAUCUUAGCUUCCCUCAGCACCUUCCAGCAGUGCAGAUGUGGAUUGCAAAGGCAGAAUAUGACGAGUCUGGACCAUCAAUUGUGCAUAGGAAGUGCUUCUAGUCCUAAGUGUUCCAAGAACAGGGUUUUAUUUAUUAUUUUUUUUUUUUUUGGAGAAAGAGAAAAGGAAAAAAAAAGUACUGUUCUGUUUCUGGGAAAAAAGAGGGUAGCUCGCCCCCUUAUUUUUAUUCUAGCUUUGUUGCCCUUCUAUGUUUAUUAUGAUAUUCGAGUGAUGACUUUGAGAAGCUCAGGAAGUUAUUGCCAAAAUUAUCCAAUUCGUUCAUUGUUACUUUUGAGUAACGAGGCCUUGCUUUCCAUAGUCACUAGCAUGCAAUUCCGCCCUUUGUAAGGAUAUAUAUUUUUAUUUCAAGAUGUUAUUAUAAAUGUACACAAAAAUUAUUAUAAGCGAA